Molecule: messenger RNA, 1873 nt
Organism: Teleopsis dalmanni
Lineage: Eukaryota; Metazoa; Arthropoda; Insecta; Diptera; Diopsidae
Product: WD repeat-containing protein 18-like
Exons: 3
Coding region: 424-1698 (424 amino acids)
Biological process (GO): rRNA processing; DNA-templated DNA replication
Cellular component (GO): nuclear pre-replicative complex
Molecular function (GO): protein binding
Source: RefSeq, a predicted model, not a curated record
AUUAGUGAUACUUGCAGUACCUUAAACUUUUAUAAUGUUUUAGCUGUAUACCCUACAGAUGCAUAUGAUAUUUUCAGGUAAACUCUCGUGUGAAUCCAAUAUUAUGAAGCUGUAGUGUUGUUAAGAUUAACUCAACAACGAAUUUAUUUCCUUAAUGAGAACGCAACUAAAACUUGAACUAAUAGUUACAUGCAAAAAUUACAAUCAUACAAUGAAAUCUCAAACAAUAAACAUAUUAUUUCUGUUAGACAUUUUACAUAUACAUAUAUGUGUAAAUUACAUUUCUGAAAUAUUUAAAUUUAUUAACUUUAAAUGAUCAGGCAACUCCUACCAAGUGAGAAUUAAAAAUAAAUAGAAAUUUCUAACCACGCCGUUGGGAUUUAAGCCAUAUGUUUGUUGAGUUAUUUAUCUAAAUAUUAAAUUAUGAACGAAUUAGCAGAAGUCAUAUUUUCAAGUUGUGCCGAUGGUGAUCAAGUGUCCUGCAAUGUGUGGGAUUUUCGAAACGCGACAAAUUUAAUGACCUAUAAGGGCGGCGGCACUUUACAAAAGCGUAGUCUAUGUGUGCUUCGUUCGGAAUAUGUAUUAGCCGCUAACAGCAGUAAGCCACUUUUGCAUAUUUGGCCUAUUAAUUCACAAGAACAAACAACACAAGUGCGUUUUGUUACACCAGGAAUCGUUAAUGCAUUAGCAAUUUCUUUAGAUGGAUUGUAUUUAAUUGCAGCUGUACAAGAAACAAUUUAUAUAUGGAAUCUAACAAGCGGCCGCAUGCUUAAUAUGAUUUCAAAACAUUAUCAGCCUAUAAAAUCUUUAUGUUUUACAUCAGACGGUUCUCAUUUCAUAUCUGCAGGCCAAGAUGGUGCAAUAUUAGUGUGGAAUUUAACACAAAUUGUUUCAAAAUUGGAUGAUAAUCAAACUCCGCUGUAUACUUUUACUGACCACGGUUUAGGAAUUACUGAUAUAUUCAUUGGAAUCGGAGGGAUUCGAUCUUUUAUGUAUUCUGUAUCUCUAGAUCGCACUUGUAAAAUUUACGAUCUAUGCAUCGGGAAUCUAUUGCUUAAUGUAGUGUUUGCUGAAGCUUUAUAUUCAGUAGUAGCAAAUUCUUUAGAAACUCGUGUUUAUGUUGGUACAGGGGAAGGAAAUAUAUAUGAAAUUAAUAUUGGUUCGGUGCCACGUACAAAGGAAUAUCAUAUGGAGGUUGAGAAAAAUGCUAACUUUAGUGGUCAUACGCCGAAUACAUCUGUAGACUGCCUCGUUUUAUCAAUCGAUGGACAAACUCUUCUCUCUGGGGGACAAGAUAAACUUGUUUAUAUAUGGCAUAUAUCAAGUAAACAGCUUAUAAGAACGAUACAAAACAAAGGUUCUAUAAUGAAUAUUAAAAUUCAAUUAACAAAUGUUAACACAUUUCAAUCCGAAAAUAAACAAAGGAAUUUGUUUAAUGGAAAUCUUCAAAGAAUAAUGGAAUCAACAGAAGUUGAUGAACACGAAAGUGUUGAGGUACUUGUUACACAACCGAACAUCGAAGACACAUAUGAAAAAGAGCAAUCUGUAGAUGCCGAUUUAAGCUGUUUACAUUUUAAUGUAAAGGAUGAUUCCGCACAGAAUAUUACCGAACUUAGAGCUGAAAUACAGCGUCUUAAAAAGAUUAAUAAAAGUCUAUUUCUUGAAAGUGCUUUACAUAUACUAAACGUGAAAAAAUAAAAAAGUAUCGUAUUAUUUCAAAAAGUUUGGCAUUACAUUUUAUUCUGAUUUUUGUGUAUUCUUGUCAGCGUUUUCUAUUUCGGUUUGUAUCUCCUUCCUGAUUUCUCUGUUGGAAUGUAAAAGUUCUUUCAGCUGUUUAAUUAUGUUAUCUGUCUUCUGUUCAAAGAAAUCCAGA